Messenger RNA from Sipha flava (yellow sugarcane aphid), 1008 nucleotides. RefSeq lists its product as uncharacterized. The record is from RefSeq and is a predicted model, not a curated record. Lineage: Eukaryota; Metazoa; Arthropoda; Insecta; Hemiptera; Aphididae. The transcript is spliced from 2 exons. The coding region runs from base 394 to 735 and encodes 113 amino acids.
UUCACAGUGCUCGUCAGGCAUCCGUGAUAAAAAAUAAAAAUACGUCGUCGCCGAUAUUUUUUGUUUUUCACGGACAUCCGUGACCAGUGUAUUUUUGUUUUAUUUUUGUUAGUUGUUUUUAUGUAAAAUAUUUAUGUCAUGAACGACGAACUUUUGAUUGAGUUGGUGCGGAACAGACAAGUUCUUUAUGAUUUGAAGGACCCGAAGUAUUUAAAUUCCGAUUUGAAGGGAAGAAUAUGGCAGGAAAUUGGCGAAAAAAUGAAGAUUGAUGGUGGAAUAACAUACGAGAUAACGUCAGAAAGUCUUUGAUUAAAAGAAGAACCACAAGUGGACAAGCUGUUAAAAAAGUGAAACCGUACAGAUUUGAAAGCCAGCUAGUUUUUGUUUGAAUACAUGGAAGAACGCGAAACAAAGGGGAACAUUGAAAGGCCUCCUGAUACUGAAUAUGCAGAUCUUGAUAAUGAUGAUGAAGGACAAGAAUCUCUGCAAACAACUGAUAUCCCUAAUUCUCCAGAAGUAUCCAAGCAACCAGUCAGCCAAUCAUUCGCCCAACAUAAUCCUACUUCUAACAACGAUACACUUUCUCCAGAAAUAUCCAAGCAACCAGUCAGCCAAUCAUUCACCCAACAUAAUCUUUCUUCUAGGAACGAUACACCUUCUUCCUCUGCUGUAACGUUUGCUAAGUCUAGUAGGAAAAAAAUAUUCAACCUGAGACAGCAGCAUCUACACUCAUGAAGUAUUUAAUUGAAAAAAAGGAAGAAGAGACAAAAUCAAGCAAAAGUGGACUACCCACCGUAACUUUGGACAACCCUAUCGACUGUUUCCUUUUUGGGAUAUCACAUACUUUAAAAUCACUACCUCCAUACUUGCAGAAUAUAGCAAAGACCGAGAUUUUUUUUACGGUGCAAAAGUUGGAGCUGCAAACGAUGCAAAAUUACACUUCUCGACAUCCAAAUCAGCUGGAAACUAUUGACGAAACUUCCUCUUCCCAAGAUACAGCAAAAGAAU